AGUCGGCGCGUUUAGUACUCGCGCCUGCAGAGCUUUCAACCUCCGCGCCGGCUGCGCCUUUUUCUCUGCGAGGGAAGCAAGGCCACGCGGCCUACGUAGCCGAGUCGGAACCAACCGGUUGUUUGGUGAAACCUACCCCAGAGCCUCCCACGGCCCACAGCGCACAGACUGUUUUUGCCAGCCAUGGCAUCUGGAGAUGACAGUCCUAUCUUUGAAGAUGAUGAAAGCCCUCCUUACAGUCUAGAAAAAAUGACAGACCUCGUAGCUGUCUGGGAUGUUGCUUUAAGUGACGGAGUCCACAAGAUUGAAUUUGAACAUGGGACUACAUCAGGCAAACGAGUAGUAUAUGUAGAUGGAAAGGAAGAGAUAAGGAAAGAUUGGAUGUUCAAAUUAGUGGGCAGAGAAACAUUCUGUGUUGGAGCUGCGAAGACAAAAGCGACCAUAAAUAUAGAUGCUAUCAGUGGUUUUGCUUAUGAAUAUACUCUGGAAAUUAAUGGGAAGAGUCUUAAGAAGUAUAUGGAGAACAGAUCAAAAACCACCAAUACUUGGGUAUUACACAUGGAUGGUGAGAACUUUAGAAUUGUUUUGGAAAAAGACACUAUGGACGUAUGGUGCAAUGGUAAAAAACUGGAGACAGCAGGUGAGUUUGUAGAUGAUGGGACUGAAACUCACUUCAGUCUCGGGAACCACGACUGUUACAUAAAGGCUGUCAGUAGUGGGAAGCGGAAAGAAGGGAUUAUUCAUACUCUCAUUGUGGAUAAUAGAGAAAUCCCAGAGAUUGCAAGUUAAUGAAUCUUAAUCUUAAGAAGUAAAGAUCAGGACUUUUUAAUUACUGUGGUAAUUAAAUUGUUCAGUAUGUACUUAUCAGUACAUUUAGUCUGCAAUGUUUUUAUUUUUUAAAAAGUUACAUGAAACUGUAACAUUCCAAGGGUCAGGAAAAAAACCAAUUAUGUAUAGUCAUAAAAAUUACAAUGUAUGAUGCAAAUAAUGUAAAAUGUUUUAAAGACAAAUGGAAAAUAAGAUAUGGACCAAAGUCACUAAUGUUUUACAACAGUAACCUUUACUAUAAUAAAUACUGUAAACAAAA
Chlorocebus sabaeus (green monkey) is the source of this 1087-nucleotide messenger RNA. RefSeq names its product Fas apoptotic inhibitory molecule (gene FAIM). Lineage: Eukaryota; Metazoa; Chordata; Mammalia; Primates; Cercopithecidae. Gene Ontology annotation, biological process: negative regulation of extrinsic apoptotic signaling pathway via death domain receptors. The record is from RefSeq and is a predicted model, not a curated record.